GUUGUGAAUCCCCGAAAGGCAUAUAAUCCUUCCUGCAAUCAAUUUGAAAUUCUGGUUUUACGUCGCCACGUGACGAUGCCACGUUCUCAGCUUGCUAACUUUCUUGAAUUCGCUGAAGUAUUCCCAGAUGACAUUCGGUGUGGACCUCGAUCUUUGCUCUCACUACAACGAAAAAAAUUGAUGAGCAGUAAACCGAAAAUCUACUCUGUUAUAAUGGAUUUUCCGUAUUUUUCUUGCGGUUACUCUUCCGCUGUGGCUUAAGGCACUGCACCCGAAUCUGAUCCUUACAGAUCCUUACCAGCUUACCCUGACUAUUGCCGCGCUCUCCGAAAUCAAGAGAAAGAGGCAGUGUUGAGUCGUCACCAUCACCAACCCGCAUCCAUCUAUCCUUGGGAGGUCUCCUUGUAGACGGGCCACUUCUCUUCUCUUACUGCCCCAUGCUACCACUCUUUCUUUUCUGGACGCUGGUCGCUCAUUCUCUUCUGCUAGCCGCUGCCCAAGAUUUCACUCCUUCGUCUUCCUGGCGAAGUUCGAAUGUAACCACGUCCGAAAGUGACCGUAUAAGCAUUGCAAGUGCCGCCCUGGACAAGACGGUCGGCCUUCUCCAGAGUGAUGGCUCAUUCAAUGAUUCUGCUUAUGGUACACCCGGGACGUUUUACGCUGAAAUGGCCGAGUUCGACAGAGUAACAAAUCAAACAAAAUACAAAGACGUGUUGAAGAAAUACUUUCCGCUCAUUGAGAAAACCCGUACGAACUAUUUGGACGAAUUCGCCUAUGGUUAUGCAGCUGCCCGUGCCUAUGCAAUCUACCAAGACGACACAUUCUUGGACUACGCCGUGACCUCUUGGACCUCCGCAAGACUAUACACCCUCUCCGACAGUGAUAUUUCGUCCAAAACCACUGCCGGAAAAUCAUUCAAUGUACAGCCUACGUGCCAAGGCAUCAGCAUGGCUGGAGGCACUUUUUGGGAAACUGACUCCGAUAAUCCAAGCAUCGUUGGGUUAGCCACGGGUGUAUCUGCUCUGCUGGCCGAGGCGACUGGCAAUGAGACCUAUCUGAACGCUGCCACCGAAUCUGCUACCUUUAUCCAUUCACACCUCUAUAAUGUACAGAACGUGGUCCAGGAUUCCAUUUCGGCCAGACAGAAUGACUCAUGCGCGGUUGGUUCAGGGACAAAUCCCUAUAAUUCCGGGUUGUUCAUCGAGGGCCUAGCUAUACUAGCUUCGAUCAGUGGAAACGCUACCACGCAAACUUUACUUCGUGAGACUGUAGCAGCGGCGGUGGCUAAUGAUGCAUGGCAAGGCAAUGAUGGCGUCAUUGCUAACGGGGGUUCCAAGAGUGGCGACCUCCUUAUGAUGCGUGGCCUGGGCACGUUAUAUUGGCGGAACACCACGUAUUCUGAUAUGCGAAACUAUGUGAAGGAAUACAUCGGUGUGCAGUAUAAUGCUGUCCUUGAACAAGCGACAUCAAACGGAACCAAUGUAUACGGUGCUUCAUGGAUUGGACCGCCAAGCUCUGUCUUCUCGAGUGACAACCAAACUAUAGCCCUGAGCGUUCUCAUCAACGGGAUGCUGCUCAAAGACCAAGAACCCCCUUCGUCAAACAGCUCAGAGUCGGAGUCUGGUUCGAGCUCUGGUUCGGGUUCGGAAAAUUCAGGAUCGUCUUCCAGUUCCGCAGGCGCCAUAGCAGGAGGUGUUAUUGGAGGUAUUGCCCUCCUCGUCAUUAUCGGUGUCGUCAUGUUCUUCCUUCGCCGGCGGCGACAACGCGAGAAAAGGCGGAUGUCCGUCUUACUGGACGAUGACUUCGCUCCAUCACCAUUAUCACCCCCUGCACCUACGCCGUUCAUGAUGGCGCCUCUGACCACUACUCACUCGAGCUCUGACAGACAGUCAUCUUCCCCAAUGACCAGUCAGAGAUCCGAAAAGAUACCAGCAGGAGGACAUAAUCGUAUUGGGCAGUCAUCUUCUAGCAUGGGGGAGAAAGCUGCUCUUCUGCAUGCUCAGUCAACGGUGAGCCUGCAAGAAGGUGGCUCGUCGGUGCCUCAGUUAGCAACGGCUGAACCCGCACCCGCACCUGCCGGGUCUUCGAAUGAGGAACCGCAAAGGGUUAACUUGCCCACGGAGGAAUUGGUCAGACUGCUGAAUGAGAGGUUGCAAGCAGGGGGUCAUUGGGAUGAGGAUGAACUGCCGCCAGAAUAUCAUCCUGAAGUUCGGCCAUCAUGACGGACAUGAUUGAUUUAUUUGAGGGAUCCUUUUUUGUCGGUAUCUUCUUGUUGAGACUUAUACCUCCACAACUAAAUUAUGUGGUGGUUGGCACCUGUAUAUUAUUAUUACUUGUACCGGCUGUACCCAAGCUAUACCUUACAUUUUUUUGUGUAGCAAUUACAUACAAUGUUCAUUCUUUAUAUCCCGGUCCGUCUAUGCCUGGGAAAAACUGACAUGGACGCGACAGGCAUGUGAUCG
Molecule: messenger RNA, 2462 nt
Organism: Desarmillaria tabescens
Lineage: Eukaryota; Fungi; Basidiomycota; Agaricomycetes; Agaricales; Physalacriaceae
Exons: 9
Coding region: 438-2222 (594 amino acids)
Biological process (GO): carbohydrate metabolic process
Source: RefSeq, a predicted model, not a curated record